GAAAGUUUGAACUCGCAGAUCAAAGUCUGAGGACAUUACUGUUAAAUAUUGAUGGAAGUCUUUAGGCUUCACACUGCUGGAAUAACAUCGGGCCCGCUACUUCCUCAGGAAACGUUCAAAUGGAUAAUGUGGAACUCAGUGACCCUCCGUGUGGCCUGGAAGAAGAGUUUAAUGCACUGCUCACUCCAGAUGCCAUCCAUUUUCUGGCUCAGCUCACUUCUGCAUUCAGUAUUGAUGUUGACAAGAUCUUGUGGCAUCGAACAGCACGAAAAGUUGAGCUUGACUUAACUAAUAACCGUCCUGAUUUUUCGCUGGACACUGCACAUAUUAGAAAUGACACAAGCUGGAGAGUAGCAGCUGUUCCCCGCAGACUCCAGAACAGACACGUGGAUAUUGGAGAUACAGCACCAUACCAAACAGAACGAUUCCAUAGAGCACUGAUGUCCUCUGCUCAGGGAAUACAGGUGGAUUUUGAUGAUGGUAACUGUCCGACAUUCUACAAUCAAAUCAAAGGGAUUUUUAAUGUCUACCAAGUCGUUCAUGGCAAGAUACCAGGUUUACCUCCAGUCUCUGAAGCCCCUGUGUUAAUGCUGAGACCAAGAGCUUGGAAUAUGGUAGAGCACAAUAUGCUGGUAAAUGGCAGGGAGAUCCCAGGCCCUCUCUUUGAUUAUGGUCUACUUAUGUACCACACCGGGAGAAGACUUUAUAAAAGUGAAUCCGGGCCCUUUUUCUAUUUAUCAAAGGUAGAAAGCUUUCUGGAGGCCAAACUCUGGAAUCAGAUAUUUGUCUGGACAGAAGAAAAGUUAGGUUUACCAGUCGGAAGCAUUAAAGCCACUGUGCUGAUUGAGAACGUACUGGCAUCAUUUGAGAUGGAAGAAAUCCUCUAUGAGCUGAAGGACCACUCUGCUGGUUUGAACUGUGGCAUUUGGGAUUACUCCGCCUCCUUCGUCAAUAAGUUUGGACAUCGGCCAGAAUUUUUGUUGCCAGAUCGCAGUAAGUAUGUGAACAUGGAGAAGCAUUUUCUCAAAAGUUACAUGGAUUUGUUGGUGCAAACAUGCCAUCGAAGAGAGGCCUUAGCUACCGGGGGAAUGGCUGCCCAUCUUCUGCCCAAAGACAAAGAGAGUGCAGAGUAUCAGAUUGUUACUGCAGCUGUUACACGGUUAAAGCUGUUUGAAAUAAAUGCUGGAGUGGAUGGAUUUAUGGUAUAUGACAUUGACCUGGUUGCACCAAUGCAAAGGCUUUUCCAGGAGCACACAAGUGGACCAAACCAGCUACAUGUCAUUCCAUCUGUGAAAAUCUCGCAGUCUGAUUUACUUAUAAUGCCUGCUGGAGGUGUCACACUGUUUGGCCUGAAGUAUAAUAUUGCUGUUGGUAUACUUUUUAUUGAUGCCUGGCUUAAAGGGGAAGGCCAUUUCUUCUAUUGUGGAAAAGUGGAGGACUCGGCAACGGCUGAAAUAUCUCGAUCUCAGGUCUGGCAGUGGAUAAGGCACCAGGUGAAAUUAGAGGAUGAUGACAGAGUGGUCACAAGGCGUCUGGUGCAUGCCCUUGUACAGCAAGUGGAGUGCCAGCUGGUCAAGGAGUCACAGCUCUCGGAGUUGCAGGAAAAGAGACUACAUACUGCAGCGGAAUUAUUUCUGGAAAUUGUUUUAAAAAGAGAUUUCCCAGAAUUCAUCACCACCUACCUGAAUUUGGAUCAUGCAUUCCUCAGUAACAAGUUCUGAUGGCAUGUGCAC
This is a messenger RNA of Bufo bufo (common toad), 1733 nucleotides long. RefSeq names its product malate synthase-like. The transcript has 15 exons. NCBI's taxonomy places the organism in Eukaryota, Metazoa, Chordata, Amphibia, Anura, Bufonidae. The coding region runs from base 120 to 1721 and encodes 533 amino acids. Gene Ontology annotation, molecular function: malate synthase activity. Gene Ontology annotation, cellular component: cytoplasm. The record is from RefSeq and is a predicted model, not a curated record. Gene Ontology annotation, biological process: glyoxylate cycle.